Messenger RNA from Ochlerotatus camptorhynchus, 1755 nucleotides. Its product is annotated as protein I'm not dead yet-like. Gene Ontology annotation, molecular function: succinate transmembrane transporter activity; citrate transmembrane transporter activity. Gene Ontology annotation, biological process: transmembrane transport; citrate transport. The record is from RefSeq and is a predicted model, not a curated record. Lineage: Eukaryota; Metazoa; Arthropoda; Insecta; Diptera; Culicidae. The transcript has 8 exons. Gene Ontology annotation, cellular component: membrane. The coding region runs from base 1 to 1755 and encodes 584 amino acids.
AUGAUUGCAGAAAACGUGAACGGUGUGAAGAAGGAAGAUGAACCAAGAGGUGAUCACUCUCAGAUCGGAUAUUGUCACCGAAUGCUACAGUUCAUUCAAGUGUACUGGAAAUCACUGUUGGUACUAAUUGUUCCAACGGUUGCAACUGUGUUGUUCACAGUGGACACCUCACCUGCCUUCCGAUGUCUCUACGUUGUGAUAGUAAUGUCCAUGCUUUGGGUAACGGAAGCCCUUCCCCUGCCCAUCACAUCCAUGUUGCCAAUUGUACUGUUUCCUCUAAUGGGAAUCCUCAGCACUAGCAAGACCUGCAUGGUCUACAUGAAGGAACCUGUUAUAAUGUUCAUUGGUGGAAUCGUUCUGGCUCUGGCAAUUGAGUACUGCAAUCUACAUAAACGUGUUGCCUUGAAAGUCAUUGAUCUGAUUGGAUGCAGCCAGCGGAGGUUGCAUUUCGGACUGAUAAUUGUCACCAUGUUUCUGUCGAUGUGGAUCUCUAACACGGCUGCCGUGGCCAUGAUGUGCCCGAUCGUACAAGCCGUACUGGAGGAGCUGGAAUGUCAAGGACUCUGUCACAUGUACGAAAGUCCUAGCUCACCUGAAGAUGCUGAUAGUGGCACUCAUAAAAAUACACCCAAGGACGAGCACAAAAAACCAUCCAAUACAACACUCUGCUAUUUCUUGGGGACUGCUUAUGCCUCAAGUAUAGGAGGAUGUGGCACACUCAUUGGAACUGGAACCAAUCUAACCUUUAAGGGCAUCUAUGAAAACCGUUUCCCCGAGGCAAAAGGAAUCGAUUUCCCAGAUUUUAUGUUCUUCAACGUACCACUGAUGCUGCUGAACGUGGUUCUUGUAUGGAUGUAUCUACAGUGGCACUUUAUGGGAUUGUUCAGACCGCACAGUGAGCAAGCCAAACAAUCAGAAAUCGGCAAGGAAGGGGAAGCUGUGGCCAAGCGGGUGAUCGAAACUCGCUACAAGGAGAUGGGACCAAUGAAGUCAAAUGAAAUCAGUGUUGCUAUACUUUUUAUUCUGUCGGUGGUGUUGUUCUUCUCCCGGAGUCCAGGAUUCGUUAGUGGCUGGUCGGACAUUUUCCCGGACGUGAAAAUCAAGGACGGAACACCUGCGAUACUGAUCGUCAUUGCACUAUUCAUAAUGCCAGCCGAUUGGCGUUGGUUGAACUACUUCAGAAGGAAUUCAGGCCCACUCCCUAAGGAACCAUCGCCAGCGCUCAUCACGUGGAAGUAUGUCAACCAAAACGUCCACUGGAGCCUCAUAUUCCUACUUGGAGGAGGCUUCGCCCUCGCCGAAGCCGGUCGAGCCACCGGCAUGUCAACUCUGCUGGGAGAGUCUCUGUCCGGUCUGCAGAGUCUACCGAAGCUGGCAACGCUGUUCGUCGUGUGCUUAGUAAGCACAGUGAUCACCGAAUUCACCUCAAACGUUGCUAUCUGUAAUAUCAUAAUCCCGGUCUUGGCUGAAUUGGCAAUCGUUAUCAAAAUUCACCCAUUGUACCUUAUGCUUCCGGCGACGAUGUGCUGCAGUUAUGCCUUCCACAUGCCAGUGGGAUCACCAGGGAAUGCUAUAGUAGCUGGUACUGCCCAUAUUGCCACCAAAGACAUGGCGGUGGCCGGCAUUGGUCCAGCGAUCAUCACUUUGAUGGUAAUGUGCAUCGGUUUCCCUACAUGGGGUGCCAUUGUGUAUCCGGGAAUCGACACCUUUCCAGAUUGGGCUAUACAGGAUGUUGAUAACUCUUCCGUGUAUUGA